Cryptococcus wingfieldii CBS 7118 is the source of this 312-nucleotide messenger RNA. RefSeq lists its product as hypothetical. NCBI's taxonomy places the organism in Eukaryota, Fungi, Basidiomycota, Tremellomycetes, Tremellales, Cryptococcaceae. Gene Ontology annotation, cellular component: mitochondrial outer membrane. The coding region runs from base 1 to 312 and encodes 103 amino acids. Gene Ontology annotation, biological process: mitochondrial outer membrane translocase complex assembly; protein insertion into mitochondrial outer membrane. The record is from RefSeq and is a predicted model, not a curated record. The transcript has 2 exons.
AUGCCGAUCCCCUGGCACCCGCCCCCUUCUGGCCCAUCCCAGCCUCCCCAUCCUUCACCACCUUCCUACCCUUCAUCAUUUGGGACAGACUCAGAUAUCGACUCGGGCAGCGAUAUCUCCUCCGACGACGAGUCGGAGCUUGAUGCCAUGAUUCAGGAGGAGUGGGAGGAGUCGCUGAGACAAUUCGAGUUGGUCGUUUCUAUCGUUGUCAUCCCGUAUUUUGGAAAAUGGUUCGGGAGAAAAUGGGCCUUCUGGGCAUACGAGAGAUAUCAAACUAUCGGCAUAGGGAAGGCAUUUUUCGGCCUUCUGUAA